AGUAUUCUUGCAUGAGCGACCAAUUCCUUGGUCCUUUCAGAUUCCUUCCAAGAUGUCGAAGUUGCAGAGGUAUAGAGGAGUAAGGCAACGCCAUUGGGGCUCAUGGGUCUCAGAAAUCCGUCAUCCAAUCUUGAAGACGCGGAUUUGGCUGGGCACGUUCGAGACGGCGGAGACCGCGGCGCGGGCGUACGACGAGGCGGCGCGGCUGAUGUGCGGCGCCAAGGCCCGCACCAACUUCCCCUCCGCGGCCGGAUCGUCGUCGUCGUCGACUGCGGCGGCGCUGUCGCCGAGCCUGGUGGCGAAGCUGGAGAAGUUCUGCUCCGCGGCGGGGGAGACCACCAAGCGGCCGGAGAAGGAGGGGGACGGCGAGGAAGUGGGCAAUGAGUACAUAGAGGAGAUGAUCGAGGAGCUCAUAUACGAUGGUUCCUUGGAGAUCUCAUGCUCCUCGCCUUCCUCCUCGUCCUCCUCCGCCGCUUCGUCCUCUCAUUGCUCAUCGUAUGUUUGAGUAAAUGCCACAGGAAUGGGGCUACAGUUUGGGGUUUUAUUUAUUUUAUUCACUUUAGGGUCCUACAUUUGAUGCACACGUGUGACGUCGCUAUUUGUCAAUAAACCCUAGAUUUUCUACUUCAAUAAAUCCGAACGUCCUCGAACAGAACUCACGAGCAUUAAUAGGUUUGAUAAAGCUAAUCCUUAUGAGUAAAUUACUUUUGUGCUGAUAGAAUCUUGUCAGAA
Molecule: messenger RNA, 732 nt
Organism: Zingiber officinale
Lineage: Eukaryota; Viridiplantae; Streptophyta; Magnoliopsida; Zingiberales; Zingiberaceae
Product: ethylene-responsive transcription factor ERF003-like
Exons: 2
Coding region: 53-505 (150 amino acids)
Biological process (GO): regulation of DNA-templated transcription
Molecular function (GO): DNA binding; DNA-binding transcription factor activity
Source: RefSeq, a predicted model, not a curated record